AUGCCCAAACUGACCAGUCCGCAUAGCAAGGGAGACUGGACAAUGGAUUUGAACAGAGUGAGUGAGCCCAACCCAGUCGGGUCCGUGUGCAGACUGGCCCCCAUCUCUUUGUACACCCCUGGCAACAACGACUCGUCAGCUCUCUGCGUAAUACUUGCUAGGUUCACCAACAACAAUUUCACAACCUCUGCUUUCAUUUUCCAAUGUCUGUUUGGAGUGAAAACAGAGCACUCUGCUCGGUUAUCAGACCAAGUGGAGAAAGACAAAUCAGAGGUUUUAUGUUUAGGGACAGAAGAAGGGGAAGAAGUUUUCGUUGACUAA
Messenger RNA from Prunus armeniaca (apricot), 321 nucleotides. NCBI's taxonomy places the organism in Eukaryota, Viridiplantae, Streptophyta, Magnoliopsida, Rosales, Rosaceae. The record is from the annotation of a GenBank genome assembly.